Molecule: messenger RNA, 7744 nt
Organism: Stegodyphus dumicola
Lineage: Eukaryota; Metazoa; Arthropoda; Arachnida; Araneae; Eresidae
Product: cytoplasmic polyadenylation element-binding protein 2-like
Biological process (GO): negative regulation of cytoplasmic translation
Cellular component (GO): neuron projection; cytoplasm; synapse
Molecular function (GO): mRNA regulatory element binding translation repressor activity; mRNA 3'-UTR binding; ribosome binding
Source: RefSeq, a predicted model, not a curated record
AUCUUAUUUUAUCCAAGGUUACUAAUGACUACGUUUGUAAUAUUUUCUUAUUUUUUCUUUAAAGGAAAAUCACCUUUUUUUACGGGGUUAGAGGAAAAUCAUCUUUUAGAAGAUGGCCAUUUGGAACAAAUUGUACCAUCAUUAAAUUCAUCGGUAUUUUGUGCACCUAAAUCUCCUGGAAACGAUUCAGGUGAAAGAUUCUCAAGAAAAGUCUUUGUUGGAGGGUUACCCCCUGACAUUGAUGAAGAUGAAAUUAAUGCAAGCUUUAGACGAUUUGGUCCUUUGGUUGUUGAUUGGCCUCACAAAGCAGAAAGUAAAUCCUAUUUUCCUCCAAAAGGCUAUGCAUUUCUGUUAUUUCAAGACGAAGCUUCUGUCCAAGCUCUAAUUGAUGCUUGCAUUCAAGAAGAUGACAAACUAUAUCUUUGUGUAUCCAGUCCUACCAUUAAAGAUAAACCGGUUCAGAUUCGCCCUUGGCGUUUAAGUGAUGCAGAUUUUGUACUAGAUGCAUCUAUGCCACUGGAUCCUCGAAAAACAGUGUUUGUUGGUGGAGUUCCUCGGCCAUUAAAAGCAGUUGAAUUAGCUAUGAUAAUGGAUCGUCUGUAUGGGGGUGUUUGUUAUGCUGGCAUUGAUACUGAUCCUGAACUGAAAUACCCUAAGGGCGCUGGACGUGUGGCAUUUUCAAAUCAACAGAGUUACAUUGCAGCAAUUAGUGCAAGGUUUGUCCAGCUGCAGCAUGGGGACAUUGAAAAAAGAGUGGAAGUAAAGCCAUAUGUUUUGGAUGAUCAGAUGUGUGAUGAAUGUCAAGGUUCCCGUUGUGGAGGCAAAUUUGCCCCUUUUUUUUGCGCCAAUGUCACCUGCUUGCAGUACUACUGUGAACAUUGCUGGGCUGCCAUACAUUCACGUCCUGGACGUGAAUUCCAUAAACCUCUGGUCAAGGAAGGCGCAGACCGCCCUCGGGCAGUACCUUUCCGGUGGUGUUAAUUCACUUCUGCAUUCUGUGUCGCUUCUUUAACAGCUAAAUAAUUUUUGUAAUUAUUUUUAGCUAGUGUCGAUUUCAAAAGUAUUCUUGACAGCUUGGUAUUAGACUGUUUCCAGAUGGAAUUUUUCCUACAUGUUUACAUUAUUGGAACAUAAUUAUUUUGAUGCUGCAGUGGUGCUGCAUGCCAUCAAAGAUAUUUGGCCAGUGUAUUCUUUAGGAGUAAUUCACUUUAUAUAGUUAUAUUUAAAUAUUUUCCCCCUUUUUCCAAAUAGCUGCCUUAGAAAUUUGGAUCUGAUUACCAUUUAGCUAGUCCCGUUUAUAUAUAGCACUAGUUUCUAAAUCCAGAUUUCUCAUCCUAUCUGAGCAAUAAUUAAAGCCUUACCUUUUAGAUACGUUUUUUAAACUGUAUGUUUAAUAGUGACAGAGGUAUCAUUUUUCUGAACCUAAUUUUUAUUCAUUGAUGCAAUUUUAUGAUGCCAAAUUCCUUUUCCCGGGCAAAGCAUUGCAUUUUAUACAGAAAUCAACUUUAAAAAAAUCUUAUUUAUUGUUUUAUUUCCUUAUAAUUAUCUAUUUAAACAGAUUCUGCUGAAUAUGUUUUAAUUGGGAUACGGGUGUUGGCAGCAAAACUAGUAGUCUUUCAAGUCUUUUAUAAAGAUAAUAUAGCCAUUAUUUAGAAAAUAUAUUUAUUUUAAUGUGAUGUAUAUGUAUGUAGCAGUGCAGCAAAAAAUUGCUUUAUGCUUUACCAAAGAACAUCAAAGCUCUAAAUAUUUAAUGUAUACUGCUGUACUAUGGCAGAGAAAAAUUUGCAUUCCACUGUAUACUUAAAAGUAUUUUUUAGAUGUGUGUUUUGGUGUGUACAUAUUGAAAGAAUGAGCAUGUAUAGUAUGAUGACUAAUUGUACAUGAAGGUGUCAAGAAAAUGAAUCGUAUUUAACUACUAUUCAGUACAGUGUUUAAUAUGUGGAUUUUUAUAAAUUACUGUUGUUGUUGUUAGACUCCUUACUGUGUAUUUUAGUAAAUAUGCAGUGUUGUAAUUACUUGCAAGACGUUUUUAUAGUAUUUUUGAUUUUGUUAUAUUUGUAGAAAGCUUUCUCUUUUUAUAUAUAUGUUUUAUAUAUUAUAUGCAGUUUUCUAGUCUCUAGUAUACAGUGGAAUGCACUGACAAGUCAUAAAGAUUAAAAUUCAAAAUUUUAAAGUAAAAUUUAAUUCCAAUAAGCACUUUCAUAUGUUUUACCUUCAAACCACAGUCCCAUAAUAUUAUUAUUAACUAUAAUAUUAAAUUGUAGUUAAAACUGUUUGCUCUUACCUUGGUUUAGACGUAAACUUUAAUAGAAUACCUAGUUCAUAAUAUCCAUCAAGUUAAUUGUACCUCAAUACUUUCCCCAGCAGUAUGCCAAAAUAUUUCAGUCGCCGUUAGCUGUUUUACAUUACUAAGUGGUGUAAACUGUUGUGCAAUUCAAUGUUAAGCUGUGAUUUGUGAUUUGUAGCAUUAUAGUUCAUGAUAUUGCAUAAAUCUUGAUGAAUUAAAAAAGUUCAUUUAUUUAAAUAUAGAUAUAUGAUAGAAGUAAUUUAUUUUUUUCUCAUGAUGUCUUUAUUCAGCGUGGAAAAUUUUUGCUUUUGUAUAGCACAGGUAUUAAAGUCAUAGUGUAUUUUUAAUAUAAUCCUUGCUGUAUAUAUUAUAAACCAAAGCAAAUUUUUGUGUCAGUGUUAUCCCUCAUCGGUUUUUAUAUGGGUUAGGGACAAUCAGAUUCAAAAUGUUGCUUGAGUGGAUAUCUAGUCAAAAACACUUGGCAAAUAUUUUUCAAUUUUAUUGUUAAAGAUAUUUAAAACUUUGAGCGAGAAAUAAAAGUAUGCUUAUUCAAAAUUUUGAAAUUAAUAUGGAUUUUCUAGUAUUCUUUAAGAGUGCUAGUAUUUAUUAUUUUUAAAAUAGAAUGUAAAUAAUUAUAUAUAUAUAUAUAUAUAAAUAUAUAUUUAAUAUAUAUAUACUCUUCUCUAUUAAAUUAUAUUUCAAAUUACUUCUGAAUCUAAAAUGUAACUGUACUUCUUUCCUAGACUGCAUUAUGUAUGCAAAUUAUAAAUAUUUUAUCAGAAAAUCUGAAAGCAUCAGCGAUGUAAUAUUGCUACACUUAUAUUAAUUGACACAUAUUCCUGUAAAUAAUUUUUAAUGAAAAUUCAUUUGUUAUUUUUAGUACCAAAAUUUACCAUUUCAUUAAUUUUUACAUUCUGCAAUACAGUAAUGUAUUUGAUUCAUAACUGUUAUUCAAAGAUCUCUGACUUUUAAUUAAUUUUACAUAACUUGUAAGUGUGAAGUGUUAGAAAAUAUUUUAUAGAUAGAAUCUUUAUGAAGGCAGGUGUAAAAUUUGCUUUCAUCCCAGUUGGGUAUACUUUUUCAUAGGAUAAAUUUCAGAUUUUUAGUAUUGAACUUGAAAUUUAAUAAUAGAUAAGUAGAUGAAUAGUUUUGAAUUAGGUGUGCUUUUACUUCCAAAGUAUCACUGUAUGAUAUUUGAGCUUUAAGUAACUAUUUUAACUAAUGAUAAUGAUAAUGCAGAUUGCUCAGAAAACAUUUUUCAAUAGUUAAAAUUCCAGUUUUUUAGAUGUUGCAUAGAAAUUUAUUCUUCUAAAUUUUAUUGCUAUUGAAAAUGACUGUUUUAAACCCAUUAUUCUGAUAUGGGUUUCAUACAUUACUCUUAUAUAGCAUUUAAUAUAUUGUCAAACAUCUUUCAGCAGCAUAUUACAGUGGAGAGUUAUGGUAGAGAAAAGAAUUAAUGGUACUGAAAAAUUAGUCAUAUCAGACAUCCAUGUUUGCAUUGCAAUGCAGUGUGCCACAUUUAAAUGUUCAAAUUAAUAUUGCGCAGAUUUUUUUAGGCAAAUUAUUUGAAACAAAACAAAAGACUUUUAAACCAUUGCAAGCAGAGAGAAUAGCUUUCAUUCCUUCUAUGUUAGAGGGUCAUCUGUGAAUUGCAUAUGUUUAUAAAAGAGUGUCUGUUUAAGUGAUAAAAAAUGAGAUAUGUAUAUUUUCAGAUAUGGUAUACAUAUAUGUGUGUUUAUUUAUUAUAAGAUUAUAUAGGAUAAUACCUAUACUUGUGUUGUUGAAAUUAUUUUUUGAUGUAAAUCAGUGUCAGAAGGAAUCUAUUUAUUAUGACUUAUUAAAGUGUAUAUUAACGUAUUUACACAGUUGAUGUAUGUAGAUAUUUCUCUUGCUACCACAGAGUUGUUAUUUUUUAUUCUAUUUUUGUCUCUGAGAUGUACAAAGUAUAUUUAUAUGCUGGGAAAGUGUCAAUGUGCAAUAAAAUGACAUUUAACUAAAAUAUUGAGACCUUAUUUUUUGUCAAAAGGUCUUUAUUUUAGAGUUUUCUAUAGAAUCUUUUGUAACUAAAAGAAUGAGUUAUUGCUUUUUUGUAACACAUGUCAUUUACAGAUGGCCCUUAAGAUACUUUAUGCUAGAACUAGCUCCAUUGAAGCUGCAAUUUAGGAAGGAUUUUUUGCAUCAAUAUUUGGACUAACAAAAAAAAUAUGCUAUUGAAACAUUAUUGUGCAUGGAUAGCAACAUGUCUAAAGCGUUCAACGAGUGUCACUGUAUGUUGACGUGUUAGACGUUUGCUCCAGUGCUAGUAUGUUUGUAUGGUUUUUAUGAAUGUUUUAAUGUGUGUGCAUUUGUUGUUUUUUAGCCAUGACUAUUAAAUCCAUUGAAUAAUCCUUUUUUAUUAUCCUUAUGUUUUUAACCCAGUGGUAAAGUUAAGAGGAAAAAAAGAGAGUGAGAGCUUUUUAAAACAUUUUAUUGUAUUAGAGAGUAAUACACCAGAAUAAUUAAUAUAUCUUUUAAUAAACCUUUGUAAAUUAAUGUUACAUUUUCUUAAGAUUUAUAAUGUUUCACAUUUUGUAUUUUUCUGACCAUGUAGUGGUUUUCUCUAAAUAUGCGUAUGUACAUGUGCAUAGUUUGAAAAGAUCUUGUUAGAGCACUUCUCUGUAUUGGAUGGGAUAAUUUUUAUUUUUGUGGACGGUGCUAUGUGUACUCUUUUCCUGCAGCCUAUAGCUUCCCUUUUUCGCUGAAGCACCCUUACUCGAGUUGAUAUUUUAGUAGAUUUUUGAACUCGAUUCAGAGUUGGACUGCAGAGAAAGAAAGAGAAGUGUUCUACAAAAAGAAGAAAGCAGGGACGGAUAGCCGCUCCUGACGGAGGUUGACAGCCUCCAUUCUCCUAUGUGGCUGUUGGUGAGGAAAAAAAAAAAAAGGCUCCAAGUACAAUUUCUUUGAUUUUUUGUAAUACUGCAAAAUAAGCAUGAAAGUGGAAAAGAAGGCAUGAAAUGUCUCCACUUGUCAUAAAUGUGUUCCUUUGUAAUUUUUGUAUCAUACUCAUUUUUGAAGAUUUAUGAGAGGAAGCUAUAAAAAUGAUGCGAUUAGCUGCUUCCUCUACAUAUUUUUCUUUUGAUGUUUGUGAAAAGUUGGAAGUUAGUUUUUAAUUUUAAUAACUUAUUUAUAACUGCCAUAUCUAUAGUUUUUUAAUACUAAAGGAAUUUUUACCAGUAUUAUUUUUUGUAGGAAAAAAAAGAAGUCCACGCAUUUCCAAAAUGUAAGGACUUCAUAAAAAAAAUGCUGUUUUUAAGUGUUUAAAAUUAUUUAUCUGCAUCCCUUUGAUGCUACUUUUUUUCAGAACUAUUUUUGUGUUGCUGUGGCUGUGGCCAUAGAUUUCAUAGUGAUGUGCUGAGAGAGGUCUGCUAAUAGUGACUGUCGUAACUAAGGCAAAAUAUAUAUAUAUAUAUAUAUACAGGAAAAAAAGAUAUUUUUUUAGUAUCUAUGAAACCCACCGACAUUAUGAUUGCUUUGACAUUAGCCUGUGAUAAUUUCCUAACCUUCUGUUGUGAUGCUAAUGGUAAGCUCUACCUCCUGUUAAUGUAUCAUAUGUCAAACUAGUCUCCUUAUAUUUUAGAUAUAUUUAAUUGAAAAUUUAUUUAUCAUAGCCACAUUUCAAUGUCUGUGUCAUCCCAUAACCAAAACUUUGUAAUUAUUUUCAAUUUUGUUUAACAUGCAUAACAGUGUUUGAUUUCAAAAAUUUAUUUAUAAAGUAAUAUUUGCAAGCAAACCUUCUCCACUACUAAACAUAUAGAUGUAAGUAGUGCCAAAAGCUUUUCUGCUAAUGAUAAUAUAUUUAGAUUUCCUAAGAUUAGAAAAAUUUAUUUUUCCUGAUUUAAAAGUCUGCAGCAUGGUUAUUAAAAUUUUAAAAAAAAUUGUUGAUUAGUUUUGCAGUCACAGUCAGUUUGUUUAAAUUUUUGUAUGAUCUCCUUCCUCUCUUUUUUAAACAUUUGAUUUAAUAUAUUUAGAUUUCCUAAGAUUAGAAAAAUUUAUUUUUCCUGAUUUAAAAGUCUGCAGCAUGGUUAUUAAAAUUUAAAAAAAAAAUUGUUGAUUAGUUUUGCAGUCACAGUCAGUUUGUUUAAAUUUUUGUAUGAUCUCCUUCCUCUCUUUUUUAAACAUUUGAUUUUAAUUUUUAGACCUCUGAUUUUAGGCCUACUCAAACAUUUUUUAUAUAUAUGCCACAAAUUUAAAGAGUCAGAAUUAAAAAUAUAUUUAUUAAUGUUGUAUGCAGACUGACUAUUAACUCUGAGAUAAAAUUACUGUCAAUGCUUAAAUUUUAUUUUGUUUCAGAUGAUUUAUUUUUUAUAUUUUUUUUUAUUUAUUUUCUAGCCUAUAUAAAUUAUAUUAAGUUUUGGAGUAUUAAUUAAGUCAAUUACAUUUUUGAAAAAAGUUUAACAUUAUUUAUUUACUUACUUUUUACUUAUUUAUUGUAAAUUUGAUUUAAUAAUUAGUUGUUUGUUAUACUUGUUUGAUUUUUAUAUAUGUUUGAAAUUUAUAAGAGUUUAAUUAUAUUUUGUUUUUUUAAAGUCAUAUUAGCUUGUGUUCCUUUUGCCCUCAAGUGAUAAAAAUAUAGGAUAUGAAAUAUUUCUUAUGAAUGUAUUCUUGGCUGAGUUCUGUGUAUUAGGUAUAAUGAUUUAUUAAUGCUUUGUUAAGUAUUGAUUUUCAUGACUUAAUUAAAUAAACUGAUUUUCAAAAUAUAGUCUUUUCUAUAAGGGUUGAUGUGAUUUUUAACACCAGUUUACAAUUUUCAUCUUAUUUAUAAUUAGUUUUAAAUUUUUAAUUUUUGCAAAUUGCAUCAAAUAGUAUGAAUUAAAUCAUACAUCCUUGAUUGUAAAACUAUGCCUGAGCUGUAAUUUAUUUCUAUUUCAUCCAUAUGUUGCAAAAUCCAAUUCCUAUCCAAUUAAAAAAAUGAAGAAAGAAAUUCAGUAAAUGCAAGCAGUAGUAAUACAUUUUAAUUUUAUUUAAAAACGAAUGAUAAAAUGAUCAGAUUUUUUAAUGUAAUUUUAUAGCAGUAAUAUUUUCUUUAAAAAUGGUAUUGAAUUGCCUGGGUUACGAUCAGUUUCACAUGUUCCCAGACUUAUCAUUAGAAUGUGGGAGAGUUUGGAGAUUUCUUGAGUAAAAUUACAUUGUUGCUGAUAUUAAAAACCAAGUUGUUGCUGGUUUUUUGAAAAUAUGAGUGAAUAAUCAUAUUUUUGUUCAAAGUGACUUUUCAAUUGUAUGAUACAGUUUUGUAAAAUGUUAUAAUUUAUUUCAAGUUUUUGGUACUUCUGUGUUUUUGCCGUCUGAGGCAUAUUAGUUUCAAGAUUUUUCAUGUUUGUAUUAUUAAUAUUUAAUAUCACUCGACUACAUGUCUUUUCAUGAUCUUUGUGUAACAGGUUAUUUCUGGUAGUUCUAAUAAAAGCACAGCAAAACUUUCAA